AUGGCGAGAGACUCUUCGACCACAUUGUCGUCUUCCCCUCGAAGACUAAAGGUACGGGGCUCGAGGUCAGGAAUAUUGGAUUUACAGCUAAAUUGUGGCGUAGGAUUAGGGCCUUCUUUAACGCCAAAGCUUCUUCUUCAGUUCAUCAAUCAGCAAGGCAAUAUUUUGUUAGCUUUGGCAGGGGACUCCCCCACUCCUUCAGCGAUAUCAUCCCUUCUUGCCGAGCUCGACAUACAUCUUUCACCUGAUCGGAAUUCGCUCGUGCUAGAUCAUUUUCACCACGAUGUUUUGUCUUCCUCCGAUCAACACGACGUUCUUGUACUACCAAGACCUCAGCCGUCUCGUCCAGAUGUUCGAUCAUUCUUCGGUGGUGAUGGAGUUCUUGCAUUUCCGAGGGCUGUUGCUCAAGAACUUGGUUCCCGAAGUGCAUUGCUCGCUCCUAUUUUAAAGGCCCAGAAUACCGCCUACAGCUAUAACCCGAAGGAGGAGAAGGAGAUCGUUGAGGAUCCUUUUGAAGUGGGCCAGCAGAUAUCAAUUGUGUCGGCGAUGCAAGCUAGAAAUUCUGCAAGAUUUACGGUUUAUGGCUCUGUGGAGGCACUGGAGAAUAAAUGGUUUGACGCACAAGUCCAGACUACUGAAGUAAGCUCUAUGCACACCGCGAAUAGGGAUUUUGCCCGACAAGUCAGUGCUUGGACAUUCCAAGAGAUCGGCAUACUUAAAUCUGGAAAGGUUGAGCAUCACGAAAGUUCAACAGUACCCAAAAUGAAGAGCAACGACGACGUGGUUCAGGUGGGCUUUUUAAAUCCGUCCAUCUAUAGAAUCAAGAACGAUGUGACAUUUAACAUCGAACUUUCCGAAUAUGACCGUGAUCAUUUAAAGCCUUUCCAAGUUCAGUCACCGGAUGCUCUACAAAUUGAAUUUAGCAUGCUAUCUCCAUUUCAACGUUUGAACUUGGAGCCCGUGUCAAGAACUCUUAACAGCACUGUCUUUAGCUCUACCUUUAGACUGCCUGACCAACAUGGCAUCUUUCGAUUCGAGGUCAAUUACAAGCGCCCCUUCUUGACUUACAUAGAUGUAAAGCGAGAGGUGACAGUACGACACUUUGCGCACGAUGAGUGGCCGCGAAGCUGGCAAAUUUCUGGAGGCUGGGUGUGGAUUACAGGCAUCUGGGCCACUAUCUUGGGGUGGGUUGCCUUCGUUGCCAUCUGGUUGUGGAGUGGACCGGCAUAUGGGGAAAAACUAGUAAAGAAGAUGCAAUGA
This is a messenger RNA of Bacidia gigantensis, 1260 nucleotides long. RefSeq lists its product as uncharacterized. Gene Ontology annotation, cellular component: oligosaccharyltransferase complex; endoplasmic reticulum membrane. The coding region runs from base 1 to 1260 and encodes 419 amino acids. The record is from RefSeq and is a predicted model, not a curated record. Lineage: Eukaryota; Fungi; Ascomycota; Lecanoromycetes; Lecanorales; Ramalinaceae. The transcript has 2 exons.